GGGGUUUCAUUAGUCUUCUAUACUUCGUGUUGGAAAAGGACGGCCGCAUGUUGGGGACGUAGUCAAUGAGGCUCAGCACGUGCAGAUACUGAGGCGGACGGCGGCCGCGCUGCUCAGAGACGGUCCGGUUUCACUGUCCGACGCUGAUUCAUAAAAUCAGAUCCACGUGCUGCUGAACGAUGUCUCUGCUUCAGUCACAGAUUCAGGAGUGUGGACGUUCAGUGACGACCAGUGGUGGAAAGUAACGAAGUACAAACACUCAAGUGCUGUACUCUGUACACUUUUUGAGGUUCCCAAUAUGGCCGCCCCCGUGCAGAUCUCUCCGGAGGAGCAGGAGGAACUUAGAGAAGCUUUCGCCAAGAUUGAUGUGGACAACAAUGGAUUUAUCAGCAAGGCCGAGCUCACCGAGCUUUUCAGGGCCGCCAACCUGGCACUGCCGGGCUACAGGAUCCGAGAGAUCGUCCAGGAGUUGACCAAGACCAGCGACCAGCUCACCUUUGAUGAGUUUACUCAGAUAGUUCACGGGCUGAAGAGCUCCGAGGUGGCGAAGACCUUCAGGAAAGCGAUCAAUAAAAAGGAGGGAAUCUGUAACGUGGCGGGAACCUCGGAGCAGUCCGGCACUCAGCACUCCUACUCAGAGGAGGAGAAGGUGGCCUUUGUGAACUGGAUCAAUAAAGCUCUGGAGAAGGAUGCGGACUGUAAACACGUUCUGCCGAUGGAUCCGGACAGCGACAGCCUGUUCACCGCCAUGGGAGACGGGAUCGUCCUCUGUAAGAUGAUCAACCUGUCUGUCCCCGACACCAUCGACGAGAGAACCAUCAACAAGAAGAAGCUCACCCCCUUCACCAUCCAGGAGAACCUGAACCUGGCUCUGAACUCCGCGUCGGCCAUCGGCUGCCACGUGGUGAACAUCGGAGCUGAGGACCUGAAGGAGGGCAGGCAGCACCUGGUCCUGGGUCUGCUGUGGCAGGUCAUCAAGAUCGGACUGUUCGCCGACAUCGAGCUCAGCAAGAACGAAGCUCUGAUCGCUCUGCUGCGUGACGGAGAGAGUCUGGAGGAUCUGAUGAAACUUUCCCCCGAGGAACUGCUGCUGCGUUGGGCCAACUAUCACCUGCAGGAGGCCGGCUGCGGCAAGAUCAAUAACUUCAGCUCCGACAUCAAGGACUCCAAGGCGUACUACAACCUCCUGAACCAGGUGGCACCCAAAGGAGACGAGGAGGGCACCCCCCCCAUCGCCAUCGACAUGUCAGGAAUCAGGGAGAAAGAGGACCUGAAGCGGGCGGAGUGCAUGCUGGAUCAGGCCGACCGGCUCGGGUGCAGACAGUUCGUCAUGCCGACAGAUGUCGUCCGCGGCAACCCCAAACUGAACUUGGCGUUUGUUGCCAAUCUCUUCAACAAGUACCCGGCUCUGAAGAAACCGGAGAACCAGGACAUCGACUGGAGCUCCAUCGAAGGUGAAACCAGGGAGGAGCGUACCUUCAGGAACUGGAUGAACUCGCUGGGGGUCAACCCUCGCGUCAACCACCUCUACGCAGACAUCGACGACGCCCUGGUGAUCUUCCAGCUGUACGAGAAGAUCAAGGUACCAGUGGACUGGGACAGAGUCAACAAGCCUCCCUACUCUAAGCUGGGCAGCAACAUGAAGAAGCUGGAGAACUGUAACUACGCCGUGGAGCUGGGAAAGAAGGAGGCCAAAUUCUCCCUGGUGGGCAUCGCGGGUCAGGACCUGAACGCCGGCAACCGAACCCUCACCCUGGCUCUGCUCUGGCAGCUCAUGAGGAGAUACACCCUGAACAUCCUGGAGGACCUGGGCGACGGCCAGAAAGUGAUCGACGACACCAUCGUGACCUGGGUCAACGACGCGCUCACGCAGGCCGGCAAACCCACCAUCUCCAGCUUUAAGGACGGGUCCAUCAGCAGCAGUAUGCCGGUUCUGGACCUGAUCGAUGCCAUCCAGCCCGGAUCGAUCAGAUACGACCUGCUGAAGACAGAAGACUUGACUGAAGAGGAGAAACUCAACAACGCAAAGUACGCCAUCUCCAUGGCGAGGAAGAUCGGCGCCCGGGUGUACGCCCUGCCCGAGGACCUGGUGGAGGUCAAACCCAAGAUGGUGAUGACGGUGUUCGCCUGCCUCAUGGCCCGCGGCAUGAAGAGAGCCUAAAGGCCGCCUCCCACCCGUGACGAAGCUUAAAAGCAGAAGCUCAGCUGUGAAUUUGACGGUUAAGAGCAAAUAAACUCUGAAAUAUUGGAUAUACAAGGUUUCUAAGUUACGGUACACACGAUACACAAUUUAAAAUGGCAGCAACGCCUUAAAGCCGAGCCGUCUUUCUCUCUUCCGCUCCUUUAGAGGGGUUCAGGCUUUAGACAGGACUUCCUGUUUCAUUUAGACGCAGCAAACCAGCUGCUGGGUUCAGUUAAAGCUUUAAAACGACUCCCUGCAGCGGUAAUGCAGGUUAAUCAGGAGGGAUGUGUUGAGUUUUCUACGCAGUCAUGCAGUUUACUGUUUGCUGAUGUGACGUGGCCUCAGUCUCACCUGCUCCGUUGAUUACAAACAAUCCAAAUCACAACUUCUUUGCCAAAUGUACGCAACAAAUAAACACACUUUUGUACAAAAA
Siniperca chuatsi (mandarin fish) is the source of this 2615-nucleotide messenger RNA. It is a transcript of the gene lcp1, whose product is annotated as lymphocyte cytosolic protein 1 (L-plastin). The record is from RefSeq and is a predicted model, not a curated record. The transcript has 16 exons. NCBI's taxonomy places the organism in Eukaryota, Metazoa, Chordata, Actinopteri, Centrarchiformes, Sinipercidae. Gene Ontology annotation, biological process: actin filament network formation; actin filament bundle assembly. Gene Ontology annotation, cellular component: actin filament bundle; cytoplasm; actin filament. Bases 299 to 2161 code for a protein of 620 amino acids. Gene Ontology annotation, molecular function: actin filament binding; calcium ion binding.